Molecule: messenger RNA, 242 nt
Organism: Racocetra fulgida
Lineage: Eukaryota; Fungi; Glomeromycota; Glomeromycetes; Diversisporales; Gigasporaceae
Source: the annotation of a GenBank genome assembly
AUGUCUCCACGAAAAAAAAGUAUUGUGAAAAGAGCUCAUGAUACCAAAAAAGUCCAUUGUUCUUGGAGUGCCUGCGAAAAACUUAUGGUCAUUUACUAUUUUGAACACAUUCAAAAAGUGAGAGAAACUGCAAGACGGUUUGAUAUCGAACCCAAACAAGUUCAUGACUGGUUAAAGAAGAAACAAGAGCUUUUAAAUGCUGCUCUCUAUGUUUUAACACUAAACCGUGAUCGACAAGCCCA